This is a messenger RNA of Plectropomus leopardus (leopard coralgrouper), 1313 nucleotides long. The record is from RefSeq and is a predicted model, not a curated record. Lineage: Eukaryota; Metazoa; Chordata; Actinopteri; Perciformes; Serranidae.
UUAAUUGAAAAGGAAGUGGGUGUGUAUGCAUGUAUGUCUGUCACAUUGUCAGAGUAGAUUAGGACCAGGCCUUUCUGGGUCAUGUCACUUUGACUGACCUAGAUUUGACUACAUAAACUGGCCAGCAGAAGAGGAUGUGUGUGUGAGACCUGCCGUGACAAAUACAUCACACUCUCUGACCUUGAGGACCGCUCUGAAGUCUACCUGCUAACUUUCGCUACUUAACUUUCUAUUUAAGCCACAUGCACUUCACCGAACAAACAGGGUAAAAACUGUACAACGAUUAAACCGCCCCUUUUAUUAGGCCUCAUAAUCACACUCUCAAUCUCCAGUUUCGCUUUUCCUUCUACGCCACCCCUCAUGAACACCUUCCCGUCCUUUUCCGCUCCUCCUCCCAAUACACCAACCAUCCAGUCAGUGUGUAAGCCCUGCCUACGGGCCCCUUGGAGGAUGAACGAUGUGCCCACACUUGACUACGAGUUGCUGCUGUCCCCGGCCAGCUCCUCCCUCGCCGGCAGUCCUGGCGGUGGCAGCAGCAGCCCCCCUCUGGCCUUGGUCGGGGUGGACACUGAGCAGCGCACCGCCUUGGCCUUUGUAGGCCUCCUCAUGCUCUUCCUGGUCUUCCUGCUGGUCAGGUGCUUCAGGAUCCUGCUGGACCCCUACAGCCGCAUGCCUGCAUCAUCCUGGACUGACCACAAGGAGGGGCUGGAGAGGGGCCAGUUUGAUUAUGCACUGGUGUAGAGUGAUUCAUGAAGAAAAGGGGGAAAGAGGAAUAUUUUAUUGCACAUAGAAUCUUUAAGAUAAAUUUAGACGUGGAAAUGGAUUGUACCAAUGCAUAAUAUUGUGAAUGCACUCUUAACGGGAGGUUUACCUGAUGUUUGUGUAUGCUCCGUUUGUAUCACUGUACUGCAGCCUGUGUACUGGUGUAAAUAUGAGGCUACAGGACACUACAGAACUUCAACAACAGGCAUAUAGACCAAUGGAAGCCAAAACACCCAGAUGUUGGACCAUGGAGGACAGAAAUAAUGAGCUGCACAGCUGCCUUAAUCUACUGUACCUGUCAAACAUGCUAUAACAUCACAUCACUGUAGGGCUCGGUUUUCCAAACUCCAGAGCUCGUCAGUAUUAAACACUAUAAUUUUGCGCAAGAUCACCUUCACUCAUGGCAUAGUUUAUAGCCUCAAAUGAGAACACACAACAUGCAGAACACACGCUGAGCUUAAAUGAAGGAGUUUACACUUGAGCAGACGCCCCUUUAAUGUACAAACGUCCAUUGUAAAGGAUCAAAGUGUUAAGUGCUGAUCAAGGAGCAC